UGUCCUCGAGGAGGAGUUGCGUGACAGUACUUGGGGGUGGGGAAAAGAUGGUAUGGGCGGUGAGAGUAGCGAUGACGAUUUCUUUGAGCCAAGUGACUUGGAUGAUGAGCAGAGCGACGGGUAUGAUUCCGACACACUGCCG
Molecule: messenger RNA, 142 nt
Organism: Acaulospora colombiana
Lineage: Eukaryota; Fungi; Glomeromycota; Glomeromycetes; Diversisporales; Acaulosporaceae
Source: the annotation of a GenBank genome assembly